Molecule: messenger RNA, 2107 nt
Organism: Xiphophorus maculatus (southern platyfish)
Lineage: Eukaryota; Metazoa; Chordata; Actinopteri; Cyprinodontiformes; Poeciliidae
Product: torsin-1A-interacting protein 2-like
Exons: 9
Coding region: 138-1637 (499 amino acids)
Biological process (GO): membrane organization
Cellular component (GO): membrane
Molecular function (GO): ATPase activator activity
Source: RefSeq, a predicted model, not a curated record
UUCCGCUCUGGGAGUAAACAGGUGAAAGGGAAACUCCAACCCGAAGGAUAAGGACUCCCUCUAAUCCACGGAGAUGUUGUCGGUGGAGGCUUUUCUAUGAAUUGUUCUCAACUCCCGCAGCGACCCAAUCCAAAAACAUGGACUCACCACCAGGCUAUCAGCAGCCAAAAGGCUCUGCAGAUCCCUCUGCUGAACUGCCAGAUGUGGAUCCAGAUAAAGAUGAUAACUUACAGAAUGGGGACAAGAACUCUGGCCAACAAACCAAUGAUGAAAGUCGAGAUAACUCAUCAAAUAGAGAGAAAUCAACAGAUGAACCUCCGAGUCGGAGUGUUACUACAGACAAUAGUACAGGAACACCUCCAGAGAAGGAGACUACAGAGAGCUCUACUGAUAACGUAGCAUCAGAUGAAGGGGGUGCGGAUUCAGAUGAAGGCAAAAGCUCUCCAGCUGUGGACAAGAACUCUGGCCAACAAACCAAUGAUGAAAGUCAAGAUAACUCAUCAAAUAGAGAGAAAUCAACAGAUGAACCUCCGAGUCGGAGUGUUACUACAGACAAUAUUACAGGAACACCUCCAGAGAAGGAGACUACAGAGAGCUCUACUGAUGACGUAGCAUCAGGUGAAGGGGAUAAAGAUGGGGACAAGAACUCUGGCCAACAAGGCAAUGAUGAAAGUCGAGAUAACUUGUCAAAUAGAGAGAAAUCAACAGAUGAACCUCCGAGUCGGAGUGUUACUACAGUAAAGUCAGAAGAAGCCGAAAGGGACAAGACAAACGAUUACCAAGCCGAUGACAAACAACAAGGUUAUUCCAAAGGAGAUCCAUCAGAAAAUAAGAAAACCGUCGACACAACACCUGACAAAUGUGCCAAUCAAAGAGGCAUGAAACUAUUGGUAGGAGUGGCUAUAGUGGCACUUGUUGCCAUCGUGGCACAGUAUUACCUCCAAUCUGAAUCUCAACCUCAGAAGACUGAUUGGCAACAGGUAGAUGUCUUCCUCAAGCAGAUGAAAAAAGUAAAAGAGAGGUUUCCCAAUCAGCGUGCCGAGCUCUGGAGCAGGAGUGAAAUCCACCUGAAGAGGCACCUCCAGACGAGCCAACCCGCGGAGCCCGUCAGCCUGAUCCUGACAUCAGGCGUCAGAGCCGAGAGGACCAUGCGCUGCCUAGCUCAGGGUGUGGCCUCCGCCUUCUCCACCGCCCGCAACGCUUCCAUCCUCCACAUUGACGGAGCGGGCAAAGCCGGCCAAGACAGCGACCAGGUCAAACUGGACAUUGACAGAAAGCUGCAAGGAGCGUUCGAGGGAGACAAGCCCGUAGCGGUGAUUCACCGCCUGGAAGAGCUGCCUCCAGGCUCCACGCUCAUCUUCUACCGCUACUGCGAUCAUGAGAACGCCGCCUACAAGAAGACUUUUCUGAUCUUCACAGUGCUGCUGGGUGACGAAGAGGAGAUCCCGGCCGAGAUGCGCUUGAGCAUCGUGGAGGAGAUGGUGGACGACUACCUGCAGAAGAAGUUUCUGUCUCACGGUCACCCGGUAUCUUUCGACAGGAUGGAUGUCAACAAGUACGGUGGACUGUGGAGCCGUAUUUCCCACCUCAUCCUGCCGGUGGCGGCGGAGGACAGAAUAGAGCAUGAAGGAUGCUAGAGGACUCAACUCUGUUCUGAGUUUGGGGUCUGAGCACUGGAGUAGCACACAGCUUUAACACCUCUUACUUGGGUAUUUAUUCUGGUACUCUUUACUGUGGUUUUAAACACCCAAAUAUCUUAUUUGAAAGUGGGACAUCUGUAAGAAUUUAAUUCAUUAUGAAGAAGUCUUUGACAAAAAGGCUUGUGCACUUUAUUCUUUUAAUCCUUUGUUGAAUUCAUAAGUGGGAUGGGAAAUGUUAUUUGGAUGUUGGAGUGGCGGGAUUUUUAACUGUUGCAUUUUAAACACACUCAAAAUAAAUCAUAUUCACACAACUUUCACAUAAUAGAGCUGGCAUCACAACAUAAGGUUUAUAAUUCAAUGUGCCUUAAAGUAGGCCUCUGAUUUUCUUUUUGUCAACCAUGUUUCGAAUAGAAAGGGAUGAGUUAAAUGUGCCUUAAAAUAUAAAUAAACACUUAUUUUAAUUUAAA